Molecule: messenger RNA, 3440 nt
Organism: Chenopodium quinoa (quinoa)
Lineage: Eukaryota; Viridiplantae; Streptophyta; Magnoliopsida; Caryophyllales; Amaranthaceae
Exons: 6
Coding region: 282-2837 (851 amino acids)
Biological process (GO): deadenylation-dependent decapping of nuclear-transcribed mRNA; P-body assembly
Cellular component (GO): P-body
Molecular function (GO): RNA binding
Source: RefSeq, a predicted model, not a curated record
GAGCAAAGGUUGGAUAAUUUUUAUUAAUUUUUUAUUUUAAUUUUAUUUUAUUUUUAAGUAAAAACUUGUACUACGUAUUUUCUUUCUCUAACAGUCCCACCCCACUUGCCAGCAAUUUAGACCCACUUUAAUUCCUUCUCUUUGAAGCCCCCUUUUCUUUCGUAUCUCUCUCUCUUUCUUCCCAAGUUCUUCAGAGGUCUUCAUCGAAGUCGAAACCCUUUCUAACUUCGAAUAUCAAUCAAAAUUUCCCUUAUUUUUUUUUUUGAGGAAUGCACAACUAGAUGAUGAAGCCGCAGCAGCAAGCUUUGAUGCAACAACAGUCUCUUUUCCACCCUACUCUUCUUGUAGCUUCUCAGGCAGUGAGUGAUUCCCGAAAUCCAGGAGCUAUUGGGGGUACAGGUUCUGGAUCUUUUUCUACAGAUGAUAAUUCAUGUUUUGAUGCUUCUCAAUAUGAGUUCUUUGGUCAAAAUGUUGCGGAGGAGGUUGAGUUGGGGGGUCUUGAAGAUGAUCGAAGUGACCUAUUACAACACCCGUUGCAUACCGAUGAAUAUCACUUGUUUGAUAAAGAUGAGGGGCAAGAUGUCAAUUUAGGAUCUUUGUCAGACGUCGAUGAUCUGGAAACCACAUUCUUGAAGCUGAAUAGAGUUGUCACAGGACCAAGGAAUCCUGGGGUUAUUGGUGAUAGAGGAUCUGGAUCUUUGUCAAGAGAAAGUUCAUCUGUCGCAGAUUGGUCAAGGGAAGGCUGGUUGGAUCAUAGUGUGUCAGAUGUAGACAAUGCGUUGGAAAGUAAAAGGUGGUCAUCUCAGCCUCAUUGCUUGUCGAAUCAUCCUGGGGAAUAUAAACCCUUGUACAGAGCAUUGUCUUACCCAGAGCAGCAACUACAACAGCAGCAGUAUCUUCAGCAACACUUUUCAAGCGAUACAAUUUCAACUCCCAAAUCAUCUUUUACCUCUUUUCCUCCACCGGGAGACAGAGCUCAGCAACCUUUGUCUCAUCGCCAUUCACUUCCUGUAAAUGUCCCAUCUCUGAAUUCUGGUCCUGAUCUAACUCUCUCAGCAUCAAACCUGUCACAUAUGUCUGAUUCUAGUCGUCAUUUUUCUGGGAUUUCUAAUGCCCAUGGACUACAAUAUGGUGGAAACUUCUCAGGUCUUAUACCUGGCCAUGGAAUUAAUAACCAGCCACGAAGCCAGUGGAGCAACCAUGCUGGUUUAUUGCAUGGGGAUCAUUCUAGGAUUCUCAAUAAUGUAUUGCAACAACAAUUUACUCAUCAAAAUGGGUUACUUCGUACUUCAGCAUUGAUGUCACCACGGAGACAGCUGCAACAAGGACUUCGUCAGUCUUUACCAUCACUGGCACAAUUUUCAUUAAUGCAGUCCCAGCUCAUUGGUGGCCAUUCAUCGGUGCCCUCUCAUAUAUUAAAAAAGUACGACACAGCAUAUGCUAUUUCUGAGACGAGGGAUCAAAGGCCGAAAUCAAUGCGUGGUAAGCAUCAUCGAUUUAGUCAGCAAGCAUCCGAGUCUGCUAGCCAGAAGAAUGAUUGUGUUCAGUUCAGAUCUAAGUAUAUGACUGCUGAGGAGAUAGAUAGUAUAUUGAAGAUGCAGCAUACUUCUCACAGCAAUGACCCAUAUAUAGAUGAUUAUUAUCACCAGGCUUGUGCUGCUAAAAAAUCGUCGAGUGCGAGGCUGAAACAUCACUUUGCUCCCCUUCAUUUGCGGGAUCUGCCUUCACGUGUACGUAAUAGUGGCUCUGAUCAACAUGGCCAUCAAUCCUUUGAUACCAUAAGAAGGCUUGCCUUGUCAUCCAUUCGUAGGCCUCGACCUCUUCUUGAAAUUGAACCCCCUUCAUCAGGAUGCAGUGAUGGUAGCACGGAACACAAGUCACUUGAACAAGAACCAAUGUUUGCUGCUAGAAUUACUGUGGAGGAUGCUUUUACUCUUCUUCUCGAUGUACAUGAUGUUGAUCGUUUUCUACAAUGUAGUCCACCCCAAGAUGGGGGGUCUCAGCUUAGGCGUAAACGACAGGUUCUGCUAGAGGCUUUAGCUGCAUCCCUUCAGCUUGUUGAUCCUCUUGGAAGUGGGGGGCAUACAGUCAGUCCAGGGGAUGAUAUUGUGUUCAUGCGGCUUGUUUCUCUGCCGAAGGGCUGGAAGCUUCUAGUUAAGUACCUUGAGCUUCUUACAAUCAGCCCUGGCCCUGCAAGCGAGUUGGCUCGAAUUGUUUGCAUGGCUGUUUUUCGCCAUUUAAGGUUUCUGUUUGGUGGUCUUCCAACUGAAUCUGGUGCUGCUGUGGCUACUGUAGAUCUUGCAAAGGCAGUUUCAACUUGUGUCAGUGGCAUGGAUCUCCGUGGUCUGAGUUCAUGUCUUGCUGCUGUUGUUUGUUCUCCAGAGCAGCCGCCACUCCGCCCACUAGGAAGUCCUACAGGCGAUCUUGCUUCUGUAAUCUUGAAGUCUUUGCUUGAACGAGCUACUGUGCUAACCAACCCUAAUCGACAAGCCCCUGGCAGCUGCAAUGUCCCCCAUUAUAAUUUCUGGAAAGCUUCUUUUGCAACAUUCUUUACUCUGCUAACAAAGUACUGUGUUAGUAAGUAUGACACUAUAAUGCAAUCUAUUUUGAAUCGAGCACAGACAAGUUUUGAAUAUUCGAGAUCAGAAGCAGCAAGGGCUAUUCGCAGGGAGAUGCCUGUGGAACUCCUACGUGCAAGUCUUCCUCACACUGAUGAUCACCAACGGGGGAUGUUGAUGGAUUUUGCUCACCAAUCUAUUCCAUUUCCUGUCACUGAAUUCAAUCUUCGCGAUGAGGAAAAUAAUGGCUGGAUAACAUCAGAAUCAGUCAAGAGCUAGGAGAAAUGUGGUUGACUAAGAUGCAUAGCUGUGUGGUUGGUUGCAACAUGUAUGAGAGGGAUGACAUGCAUGAAAUCAGGAGGGUUCUAUAUUGUUUUCUCUAAAGGGCUCCCUCUUGUGGGGAAGAAGUCCUACAAGUGCCAUCUGGUUUUGUUAAGGUGGUGUACUUGUAAGUUGAAAGAUAAAGACUUGUGUCAAGUCACAAUUAUCGCCUAUUUGAACGAACAAACAAGUUUCCCAAAUCCCGAUUGUGUAUAAUUUAGAAAAAAAAUUUGAAAAAGUUGAAUGUGGUUGAUAUAUUGUGGUGCCUCCUCUUGUGCAGGGCCUUAUUUUAGAAGCUCUGUUGGAACCCUUAGGACAGAACUAGCAGCGUAGGGGUUUAAUUUGUACAGAAUGUAACCAAAUUGUAUUUCAUUAAGCCUUUCUUAUAGAUUGUUUGACUAUGUUGCUAUUGUUUAAAAGAAAGGGCCAGUGUAAUAGUCUUAAGCCAGCAGCCCAACGUACUAUUGUAUUUAGGUUGCAAUUGUUCUUGUCCCACCUAUUUAAAGGUUGGAAUGUUUGCAUAUUACAAAGACUUUAGUAAAGAUCGUUACUGGUGUAAAA